Molecule: messenger RNA, 1134 nt
Organism: Malus domestica (apple)
Lineage: Eukaryota; Viridiplantae; Streptophyta; Magnoliopsida; Rosales; Rosaceae
Source: RefSeq, a predicted model, not a curated record
ACACAGUCUCCUUGACACAACAAACACCCCCUGAUAAGAUAAAAACGCAGUUUCCAUGACACAACAAACACGGCGAUCGAUCGAUAAUUUCAGUUGACUCUUGAGACAGAAGCUAUGGCAAUUUUGAGGCGAGCACUGACAGCUGGUCGAACCUGGCGAUCCGUCCCCGUCCGUCAAACCCUAAACCCUAAUCCUCCUCCGCGCGCUUUCUCACCUCACCUCCCAUUUCCUAGCCUUCUCUGCCACCGCACUUUGGAGCACCAAUUUCAUACCACUGCGUCUGAGAUUGUGUUGGUUGGUUUGGCAGCUGGUUUGACCGCACUUGGGGUCAGAGGUCUGGCUCAAACGUCUGCAAACUUGGCUAAAUUGUCUGCGUUUCUAGAGAGCGUAGUGGGAAGAGAGUUGAGACUACAAGCAACUGACAGAACGUUGGCCCAUGCACUAAAUGACUCCUACCUGGACAGUAAAGAUAUUGAUAUUUCUAAACCCGCUUUGCGCUUCAUUCCUAGUGCUGCUGAGGGACAAAAGGUUUUAAUCAAGUUCCAAACUCCUGCGACUCGUGACGUUGCACAACUGAUUGCAAAUAUUGCUUCUGAUCGUGGAUUAAUAAUAAAAAGUGGUAGUGGUUUACAUGCGCGCAUCCACUAUUUUUUUCCUUCUCGCAGUCGAGUUUAUUGUCAAAUAAUGCUAGCUCGCCCAGACAAAAUGAAGGAAACUGGAGGUGAAGGAGGGGAUCUGCGAAUUAAAGUAUUCCGCUCAGUACUUCCUUUUUCAGAUACAUUUGAAAUUGAAUUUGUGAAGGAUGGGGUCUGGAGUCUGAAGGAGGUGGAUGCUUUGGUGGCUACUUUUACUUCACAAUUAGCUGGUGGGAAGAUCGAGCCCGCCAAGCGCCAGAUGAAUGAAUUUGCAGCACCAGCAGACCAGAGAUGAGGGGAGAGACAAGAUGAUUUAACUCCUUGGUGCUUUUUCUGUCAGUUGGAUCCUUUAUUAAUAGAACAAAGUAUGUAGGCAUACCUAGUUCUUAAUAAUUCGACUUUUAUGAAGUUUAUUUCUUUGCUACAUCGGAUGCUUGUCGUUGUUUUGAACGAGACAUGUUUGUUUCUAUUAUCUAUUAACGUAUUUAUUCCUUAUUUA